GCUUUCCCCUGGCAGAGCUGAUUGGUUGCAGUUUUGGAUACCGCGCCUGGGUUUGUAGAGUUGUUUUGGACUCAGUUCGCAGAGAAGAUGAUGGCUGGGCAGGGUGUUCUGCGCGAGCUGCUGGGCCCUCUGCACCCCUAUAAGAGCGACGACGAGGAGGACUGUGCUCAGGAGGAGGAGGGGGAGCAGGACUCGGAGUUUGUGGAUGCGGAGGAGCUCUGCAGCGGGGGCAUCAAGGCGGGCAGCCUCCCUGGGCGCAUGAGAGUGUCUAUUCCCGAUGAAAAUACAAAAGAGAAAUGUACCGUGUAUGGACGUUUCCCACUCAAAGGUCCGUGGUGGCGCGUCAAAGUCCAGGUCGUGAAACCGGUGAGAUCCAAGAGCUAUCAAGUUCAAGGCUUUCCGUCCUACUUUCUGCAGGCUGAUAUGUCGCCACCAGGUCAAAAACAUAUCUGUUCGCUUUUUCUUAAAGAAUGCAACUUAGCCCCUGAGCGCAUACAGGCAUUUUUAAAAUGGGUAGAUGAAGUGUCAAGCUUUGAAAAUCUAAACUUUGAAAAUCUUCGGGAAAUGUUAAGAAAUUUCUGCAGAGAAACCGAAAAGAAAGAUAAAAAGCAGUCUACACAACAUGACCAGGAUGGUGAGCUGAAAGUGGAAAAAUCAUUCCCGUUUAUAACUGCAAUGGCAGCUUUGCGGUUCCCCAAAGUCAUGGAGUUCCUUCCAGUGCUUUUUCCUCGACACUUCAGCAAGCUCAUCAGCUUGUGUUCUGAUUGGGUGCUGGGAAGCAUAGAAGAGAUUCUGGGUACAGAACCAUGGAAGCUUGGCUUCAGAAGAAUAACCUACACAGAACUGAACCUGCUGCGCUGUGAGGCCAGCUGGAUGGCGUUCAGUCAGUGCCCUUCACUGCUCCGGCUGAUGACGACCCAACAGAAGAAUGCAUUGGUCUUAUAUUCUAAGCUGAGGCAGACAUGCAGAGAAGACGGGCACACAUACAUAGAAGUAAAAGAUUUGACCUCGGGCUUGUCAGACCAUAUGUCAUUUGAGAAAGCAUGUCAGUCUCUGGAGUUUCUGAGGGACAUUGGCGUGGUCACCUUUGAGAAGGACUGCGUCUUUCUUCAUGAGCUGUACCAGGCCGAGCAAGACAUCGCCUCCUCCAUAUGCGAGCUGAUGAACAAACCCCCGUGGCAUUUGAAAGUGGACGUGAAGAACGUCCUGGCGUCAAUUAGCGGCGCGAAGCCUCGCGAUCCAGGAAGUGCUGAGGCAGUGGAAGGGAACAAGCCAGAUGAGGUGGGGUCAGAUCAGGGUGCCAGUGUUUUAGACGCCCAAGACAGCGGUGAUCAUGUUAGGAGCAAUGGCGACUACGUUGCGAAUGCAGAAAUAAACGACGUCCCACUGGAUAGAGAUCAGGUGGUCGCCCUGGAAACCAUCUGCACCAAUGCGGUGACUGUCCUCAGCGGGAAAGGCGGCUGUGGGAAGACCACCAUUGUUAGCCGUCUUUUUAAGCAUGUGGAGCAGCUGGAAGAAAGGGAAGUGCAGCGAGCCUGUGAAGAUUUUGAACAAGACCAGGAAGCCUCAGAAGAAUGGCUUGCCUUUCCUAAGCAGAGUCCAGCCGGGGUGGACAAGGCUAUAGAAGUUUUGCUCACCGCACCUACAGGGAAGGCAGCUGGCUUAUUGAGGCAGAAGACCGAGCUUCCGGCUUACACACUGUGUCAGGUCAAUUACAGCUUCUAUAUGUGGAAGAAAAAUGAAGUAGACAAGCCAUGGAAAUUCUCUACAGUUCGAGUUCUGGUUGUGGACGAAGGGAGUUUGGUGUCUGUAGGAAUCUUCAAAUCAGUUUUGAAGUUACUGUGUGAACACGCCAAACUGUCUAAGCUAAUAAUCCUUGGUGAUAUUAGACAGUUACCCAGUAUUGAACCUGGUAACAUGCUGAAGGAUGUUUUUGAGACUCUUAAGUCAAGACAGUGUGCCAUCGAACUAAAGACAAACCACAGGACAGAGUCUCAGCUGAUUGUAGACAAUGCUACAAGAAUCUCCAGACGUCAGUUUCCAGAAUUUGAUGCAGAACUAAGUAUCUCUGAUAAUCCUACGUUACCCCUCUCCAUUCAAGAUAAGACAUUUAUUUUUGUGAGACUUCCUGAAGAGGACCCCAGUUCUCAGUCUAAAGGUGAACACCGAUCUAAUUUAUAUUCCGCAGUUAAAACUUUGCUUCAAGGAAAGGACUUCUGCGCUUUUGAAUGUUCAAAAACAUCGCAAUUUAUUGCAUUUAGAAGGCAAGACUGUGACCUCAUCAAUGACUGCUGCUGCAAGCACUACGCGGGCCACAUCAUCAAAGACCAUGAGAAGAAACUCAUCUUUGCCGUUGGCGAUAAGAUCUGUUGUACCCGGAAUGCGUACCUCGCAGAUUUACUCCCUGACAGUGACCAGGAAGCCAACGGGAAAGGCUUUGGAGAUGCCCCUAACGAUGAUGCUAAAACCAAACAGGAUUUCGAAAGUAGCAUUCGGCUGUGCAAUGGGGAAAUAUUUUUCAUAACACGGGAUGUAACCGACGUAACUUCCAAAAGAAAAAGACUUUUGACCAUUAAUAAUGAGGCUGGCUUAGAAGUGACUGUGGAUUUUAGCAAACUAAUGACAAACUGUCAGAUAAAGCACGCCUGGGCAAGGACCAUUCAUACUUUUCAGGGGUCUGAGGAGAACACAGUCGUCUAUGUAGUGGGGAAGGCAGGCCGCCAGCACUGGCAACACGUUUACACCGCAGUGACCCGGGGCCGCUCCAGAGUGUACAUCAUUGCGGAAGAGUCCGAACUCAGGAGUGCCAUCCGGAAGCGCAGUUUCCCCAGGCAGACGCGUUUGAAACACUUCUUGCAGAAGAAGCUCUCCGACAGCUGUGCACCUUCAGCAGGUUUCUCGUCUCAGCCUUCGAGCCCUCGCCUCGGAGAAAGACCGGGCACGCAGCCUUCAGCAUCUCCCCUCUGUAGAACCCCAGACAACAAAGCUACUGCAAACAGCACCAGGGGUGAGGCAUCGUCUUCAGCCACAGAGGAGAGGUUCUCCUUUGACCAAGGAUGGUUCUCAACUUCCUUCAAUGAUACGGACACAGAAGAAGAGUCAGCGCAGCUCAGACGGUCCAAGAGAGCUGGUGAUGGCUUCCCAUUUGAUGAAGAAAGCCCCAGUAAAUUCCGAAUGGUUGAGGAAUCAUCUCCACAAGUGUCUUCUAUAUUUCAGAAUCUGAGGUUGAAUAACCUAAUUCCCAGACAACUUUUUAAACCCACUGACAAUCAAGCAACAGCUGAGUCAGGUGUGGCGGAUCACGCCAACGAUCCCAGCAAUCAGGAGAUGGAGACAGAUUCCUGAGUUCAUGGCCAGCCUGGGCAACAUCACAAGACCCUGUUCAGACAAUACUACCACCAACAAAAACCUCAAAACAGAAAAAAAAAAUGUUUACUUCAUAUUGCUCAAGAAAUUAUUAUUAUUUUUUCCUUUCAAGACAAGAUGAAUAUUUUAGCUUCAAAGUUUCAAGUUCUGAGAAGACGCCUGUCACUGGCCAUUUUAGUUUUGGGCAUUUGUAUUUUUUCAGCACAUGGCCCAGAAUAAAAUUUUUAUUUUAUUUUUAAAUCUGAGUUUUAAAAGCAGGUAUUUUAAAUUCGCCCAAUCCAAGCAAAACCAUGAUGAAUUCCGCCUCUGUCCUCAUGAGAACAGUCAACAGGGGACACAGGGGGAAAGAUGCCUUUUGCUUAUAACACUCCCAUUUUAGGGCAGCUGGACAUUUUGUGAUAAUGCCAUGUGAUCACUGUGGGUCCCCUUUGCUUGCCCACAGAACCAGCAAAGGUGGACUGAUUGUACCUGUUAAGGAUGCUGUUUGUCACAGCAUCCCUGAGUGAUGCUGUGACCGUCACUCCAUCCCUGUGCCUGGGACUCGGCGUCCUUGGGGCUUGGAUAUGCCUUCCUGAGUUGGGAGUAAGUUUUAAAUACAUCCCAUUGUAGGGAGACUUUCUCUCAAAGGAGACUGUUUUUUUAAAGAUUUAUUGCCUAGCAGUACAGUGGCUUGAACGUGUCUCCCCAAACCUGUGUGAGUUUCACUGUGGCAGUGGAUGCCUGGUAAAAGUAGCUUUUUUGUUGUCUUGUGUCCUCUUGGUUGUUUUGUUGCUGUGGGGGUCCUCACUAGAUGUGGACACCUGGCUCUAGGGACACCUUGUCUUUCUGUUCCUCUUAUUACAGUUCUCAGAUCGUAGGUUGCUUAUGAAUUACCCCUCUCUAAAAACUCAGGUCAUGGAAACUUCUAGCGAGUGUAUGCACAUGACUGUAUUUUUAUAUACUCUGUUGUUUACCUAUUGGACUGCCAGAAUAGUACAGAGACAGGUUUUCUGUCUUCCUCCCCUUCUUUUUGUGCUGGGACUGAAGCCAAGGACCGAUACCUUCUAAGAAAGCACUUUAUUGCUGAGUUUCAUCCCUGGUCCUAAACAUAACUUUUAUAUGUACCAGGAAGUAAACAAACAAAACCAAUCAUGUGACUAAGCUGAUUGUAACUUUUUUUUUAAUUGCUGUGCCCUGGGACUGCUCUGCAGCAUUUCUGAGAUACGCCUUUGUGAGAAAUAAAUCCACUACUCUUUGACUAAA
This is a messenger RNA of Grammomys surdaster, 4608 nucleotides long. It is a transcript of the gene Helb, whose product is annotated as DNA helicase B. The record is from RefSeq and is a predicted model, not a curated record. Lineage: Eukaryota; Metazoa; Chordata; Mammalia; Rodentia; Muridae. The coding region runs from base 88 to 3345 and encodes 1085 amino acids. The transcript is spliced from 13 exons.